Messenger RNA from Mesocestoides corti, 669 nucleotides. The record is from the annotation of a GenBank genome assembly. Lineage: Eukaryota; Metazoa; Platyhelminthes; Cestoda; Cyclophyllidea; Mesocestoididae.
UGUUUUGACAGCAUGGAUCUUUCCAGUCGACAGCUUCUGUCUGAAUGCGACCUUGGUAAUCUCUUAUAUGAAGAUAAAGCUCCUCUUGAUCCCAAGGAUCUGCCCGAACCAAAGUUUAGGCUUCCUCGGGAAAAACAAGCCCCUCGUGCGCGAACGCUUACGCGGUGGGAGAGGUUUGCUCAGAUGAAGGGAAUCAAUAAGCAUAAGAAGUCGAGAAAAGUUUGGGAUGAUGCCAGCCAGUCAUGGAAACCAGCCUGGGGCAAAAACCGUGUAGAUUCGGUGAAGGACAAGUGGGUACUAGAAGUCCCUGAGAAUUCCGAUCCUUACGAAGAUCAAUUCGAAAAAUUAACGAAGGCAAGAAAUGAACGAAAAGCUAAAAACGAAUUCGCACGGCUAAAGAACAUUGCUCGAUCAAUCAAAAAAGGCCAAGGUAUUUCUCCUCCUGUUGGUGUGCUGACAGAAUCAGAGGCCUCUAAGAACGCUCUAACCCGAGCCCUUGAAAUCACUAAGCGGUCAGAUGCGUCGAUGGGUCGUUUCUCUGAAGACAUUAAUGAAACGAAGAUUGCAAAUAAAACUGAGUUGGUUUUGUUAUUUUUGAGCUUGCUUUAUUCCGAUACGGCACUCCUCCAUAAAAAUGAGUCACUUUUCACACGUUGUUCAUAUACUUGA